Talaromyces stipitatus ATCC 10500 is the source of this 678-nucleotide messenger RNA. Its product is annotated as 60S ribosomal protein L25. The coding region runs from base 86 to 544 and encodes 152 amino acids. The record is from RefSeq and is a predicted model, not a curated record. The transcript is spliced from 4 exons. Gene Ontology annotation, cellular component: ribosome; cytosolic large ribosomal subunit. Gene Ontology annotation, biological process: ribosomal large subunit assembly; translation. Gene Ontology annotation, molecular function: structural constituent of ribosome. NCBI's taxonomy places the organism in Eukaryota, Fungi, Ascomycota, Eurotiomycetes, Eurotiales, Trichocomaceae.
ACACUUGGUUCGGCUUUGGCUUGAUCUUGACUUGAUUUGAGAUUCGACAAGUUCAUUCACGAGCAGACGCCCAUAUUCGACAACCAUGGCCGGGGAAAAGAAAGGAGCCAAGGUCAAGCCUAGCAACAAGGCCGGCGCUGCCGCCAAAGCCGUCCUCAAGGGACAGGGUGCCAAGAAGUUGCGCAAGAUCCGCACCUCGACCACAUUCCACCUCCCCAAGACUCUUCAACUCUCCCGAUCCCCCAAAUACCCUCGCAAGUCCGUGCCUCAUGAGCCUCGCCUCGACCACCACAAGGUGAUCAUUCACCCUCUUAACACCGAGAGUGCUAUGAAGAAGAUUGAGGAGAACAACACACUUGUCUUCAUUGUGGACGUCAAGGCCAACAAGCGCCAGAUCAAGGCUGCUCUUAAGAAGCUUUAUGACGUUGAUACUGUCAAGAUCAACACUCUUAUCAGACCCGAUGGAUCCAAGAAGGCCUACGCUCGGUUGACUCCUGAUGUGGACGCACUUGAUAUCGCCGCUACCAAGCUUGCUAUUGUUUAAAGAAAUCAAAAACUGGCAAUUUCUUUUUGUUAUGGUUGCAUGGUGGUUCGUUUUAAGAACAAAAAUGGUCUAUUUUACUUUUUUAAACACAUAGGCGGAUAAAUAAGUCCUAAAUGAAUGAUGUCAGAAGGAUC